Molecule: messenger RNA, 3014 nt
Organism: Puntigrus tetrazona (Sumatra barb)
Lineage: Eukaryota; Metazoa; Chordata; Actinopteri; Cypriniformes; Cyprinidae
Exons: 8
Coding region: 905-1747 (280 amino acids)
Biological process (GO): response to bacterium
Source: RefSeq, a predicted model, not a curated record
UGCUUGAUGUCAGUGGAUCUUUAUGUUAAAAACCCUGUUGUCUUUGAUGAUCUCCUAAAUGUGCCGUGAAACAGUGUCCUCUGAUGUGUUAUCAUUUAUUUAAUACAUGAUUCUUAAAUAAUAAACUGUAUUUGAGAAGCUUUCACUUUUAUCAGGGAUUAAAAAUGACAGAUUCAUCAAACCUGUACAAAUUAGUUUUGUUAUAUUGAACAAAUGUUAGUUUUUGUCUUAAACAACGAAUAAUCGCCAUGACGCAAUAAUUUACAAGACGUUUUAAAUGUUGCAUUGCCCCCUUUGGAUAUUAAGUACGACCUCUCUCAUGUAACUUUUUCCAACAUUGCAAAAUUAUUUGUACAUCAACACUAACUGUUUUUGUAGAAUAAUUACAUAUUGACAUUCAGAUAAGGGUGAGAAAAUGCCCUAUUGACCUCCAUAAUCUCAAUGCAUGACAUUUAAUAAUAACUAAAAGGAAGGCAUGUCAGUGUGUGUUGAGAGACAUAUAAAACAGCUAGCCUGUCUGACCAGGUCACCUGAAUUCCUAAUUCCUACCAAGAAAUACAAAACGGGUGUCAGUUUAGAGACAAAAAAGAGCAACAGUAGCUGCCACUUGUCCACACACUUCCUUCUGAUAAGGUAUAAAUAGGAGCAGAUGAGGAAGUCCAGUCAGCCUCAGCUCUGAAUGUGUUCAUAUCAAAGUGUUUACAGAACGACCUCCUUCGCUUUCUACACGGUGCUUUAGAUUGUUACUCUCAUUAGAAAACACUUCAAAUACUAUACAAGCUACUUAUGUGAAAAUAUGUGUGAUGUUUGGUGCCUGCUGUCCUGAAAGUGUUAUGAUGCAUGUGUUUCGGUGAAAUGUGAGCUGCAAAAGCUGAGCGCCCCAGAAAAGCAUUUUCUUGUCCUGAUGUGUUCCGAUGCUUCAUAUGUUGACUGGAGCCAUGGGCUGGAAAGAGUGAUCGCCUCGAGACGAGGAAAGCAGGUGUCUUACCUGGACCAAAGCAAACACCAGCUGCUUGAAGACGGCCAGCUCUCCAUUAAAGACCUGCAGGAAUCAGACGCAGGACAAUAUUACUGCAACCAUCAGCUAGUGGCAGAUAUCACCGUGCUCAAAGGUCAUAACUUCACAGUUCCUGUGGGCACAACUGUCUAUCUGCCAUGCAAAACGUCUGAUAAACUGAAGCAACGAUGGGCGUUCAAACGCACUCCUCGGUCCAGAAAAGAUUUCAUCUCCACGCUUUAUAAAAACAACACCGUAAAGAAAGAGAGAGCCGAUCCAACAUUAAGAUUCACUCAUACCACAGACCACCUGAUCAUCUCCAGUAUCCAGCUGCAGGACUCUGGGCUUUAUCUGUGCAACAACAGAGAGAUGGCUGUCCUUACAGUGACCACAGAAUCGGCUGAAACUGAGAGCAGCAGUGCGGAUAUAAAUAAAUAUUUGACGGCGGCCGUCCUGCUGGCUCUCUGCAUGCUGGCGAUGCUUUGUGUCGGCCUUCUGUCUGUGACCAUCGGCUGGAAAAGCAGGAGAAGAAACUUCAGAAAAGAAACAGAGCCAACAGGAAUCGCAUCAGGUCUACAGUUACAAAGGAUGUCAAACGAAGGCCCCUGGACGCCGGACACUCAUGAGGAUGCACUGUGUGUUCAGGGGGAGAUCCAGUACGCCUCUCUGGCUGAACAUCACUGGACACAGACGGACAGACAGCGGAGCAGCAGACAGCAAGUCAUUUACUCAACACUGAUCACCUCAUGAAAACAACACACUCGUUCACACGGGACACCUACAGUCUAUAUGAGUUGACUAUACGUAACUAUAACAUUAAUGCACUUAUAUCUUAGCUUUAUGGGUCAUCUUAAGAAAGCAAGCUUAUAUAUAAUUAAACAAAUUAAAAAGAAACCAAAGAAUACAGCAGUCAUAAUAUAGUAAUAUAGCACAUGACAUAUACACUACCAUACAAAACAAAGAUACUAGAAAUUGGUGACAGUAAAUACUUUUGUAAUGUUACAAAUGCUGUUCUCUUAAAAUUUAUAUAUAAAGAAUCCUGAUAUAAUAAAUUAUGAUUCUGAAAAUAAAUGGUUAAAACUUAUUUUAUAUUUCAACUAAAUGUAGUCAUGUUGAACAAAACAGACUUCAACCCUAAACUUUUGAAUGGUAGAGUAUAUAUAUAUAUAUAUAUAUAUAUAUACAGGUUGAUAUGGGUGUAGGUAGAGCAGACUCAAACUCUCUCUGUUAAUAUGAAAGAAAUGAAAAGCGGUGAAAUCAGAGCAUGUGGUUGGCUAUAGCUGCGUAUGUCACAUUGACAGGAGCUGGAGUUAUGGCUCUGGACCGCCGGAGGAAGCGGAGACUGGCGUACUGGACAUCUGCUGCCUGGAAAACAACAACCCUGUGUUAAUGAACCAAUAUGCCAUUAUUAUGCUACUUUAUUGCAUAUCUCCUUUCAAUUUCAGAGAAUCAAAUCCAUCCCACCUUGACAUUUGAGUUUUCUUUCACGCAGCUGAUGCAAGAGAUCCUGGAAGAACCUAAAAGAGAAACAUGUGAAAUUAUUUUUGGUUCAUUGAUUACCAUUUGAAUAACCAGUUUUAUUACUAAUACCAAGGUUAAACUAUGGUUUGUGUAGCAAGGCCGUAGAUAAUUUGUGGUUACUGUGGUUUAACUACACAGCAAAAAUUGGAGAGUUGAAAUUUUGAUGUUAAACAAAAUUGAUUGAUUUUAACACCCGAAAGAGUCAUUUUAACACAUUCAGAGUAAAAUGGCGUUUGGUGUUAUUGCACAGAGUUGAUUAUCAGUGGUAAAACAACUCUGUAAAGAUGUAAUUAGACUCCGCCCACGCAGUUCAAAUCGCAUGCUGGUGAAAUCCAUAAAGAUGCCACCAUUAUCUUCGAGUGUGUUUAAAAGGCAAGUUACAUUAAGUCAUACUUAAGCAUUUGUAAUUUGGUGCUAAGUCAACAGUAAAUUGUACAAUAUUCUUUCCGUGGAACACUGCACAAAAAUGUUAUAUUAAAAUUUGGAAGUAAACGCA